Messenger RNA from Funneliformis caledonium, 882 nucleotides. Lineage: Eukaryota; Fungi; Glomeromycota; Glomeromycetes; Glomerales; Glomeraceae. The record is from the annotation of a GenBank genome assembly.
AUGACAAACAAACCGUAUUGUAGCACAAAGUCACAAACCCUAGAAACCACGAGACGUCGAGACAAUCUGCCUAUUCCGGUUAAACUCGUUAAAACUCGUGGAUCAAAAAUAAUUUUCUUUUUCACCAUGUCUACUGCUUCUACUUCCGAAGAUAGGCGAGAGAUUUCUACACUUCAAGAAGAAAAGGAGCAUCACCUCCAAAUAAUUUCUGAACUAGACAAAGAGAUAAAAAUAAAAAAUACCAGGAUCGCAGAACUCACGAAUAGAUGCAAUGUGGAGGAGAGUUCGCCCAAUGACAAGUUUAAAUUGGUUCUACCUCCCGAUUUGUUAAAAUCGAUAGAUUUUAAUUUAAGUUUUGACGAAGGUGAAGCUUCGGGAUCAGGAUAUUUCGACAAAGAAGGCAAAGAAGAUAAUGAUUUAAAUUUUUACGGUUCUGACGAGGGUGAAGCUCCGAAAUCAAGAGAUUUCGACAAGGAAGACGAUUUAAAUUUUUACGAAGGUGGAGAAGAUAGCAAUGACAAAGAAAGUGAAGACUUUAUAAAUGAUAAUAGCUACGAUGAUCGUAAUGAAUCCAACGCUAAUGAAAGGAGGUGGAGAAGUGCAUCCCCUUCACCUGACGUUAAUGAAAGGAGGAGAAGGAGAUCAUCCCCAUCUCCAAGUAGAGAUUUUAAUCUCCGUACAAAAAAAAGAAUUAAUUAUAAUUAUGGUCCUUCGCCCAAAAGGCGUCGUAGAAACAAUUCUGUUUCACAAACGCCUCCACCAACAUCACCGCCUCAACCAACAUCACCGCCUCAAUCUUAUUCUUCACCAUCUCCUUCGCCUAUAAGAAGAGUAUGUUUAGAAUGUCCACUCCAUUGUAAAGGAAAGGAGGUUGCUUUCUAA